CGUCACCGACGCAGAGAGAGAGAGAAAAACGCUUCUCACCUGAUCGGCAGCGGCUGUUUGGAUCGAGCGGGCCGACACGCACAGCCCGCGGAGCUGCGGCAUGUUAGCGCCUCCGUGUGCGCUCCGGAGCCGGAGGAGAGACAGCUGAUUUGUGUUCCGGUGAGCAGCGGUGACGCUGAUGGUAAAUGAGAGUCCGCCACCAUGCCCCCGGGGAAGUAUGGGAUGCAGGAGGAAUGGGAGAAGGAGGCGGCCCAGGAGGUCAUGAUGGACUUCCUGCUGCCGACUGGGAUCUUCCUCACAUUCCCGGUGUCCCGAAACAACACCAUCAAAAGCAUCAAAAAGAUGGUUUGGAAAAACGCCAGAAGCGAGGCCCUGUUCAGCGCCCUCUGUGACCCCGAUGCGUACGUCUUUACUUGCAUCAACCAGACGGCGGAGAGGGAGGAGCUGGAGGAUGAAUCGAGGCGAAUCAGCGACGUCCGGCCCUUCAUGUGUGUUCUGAGGCUGGUGGCGAGAGAAGGCGACCGCGUGGAGAAGCUCAACAACACGCAAAUCAGCCUGCUGAUCGGCAAAGGUUUGCAUGAGUUUGAAGCCCAGAAGAACCAUGAGGUGAAUGAGUUUCGAGCCAAGAUGCGUACAUUUUGUGAAGAGAAGGCUCUGGACCGCCAAAUGUUGCCAUGGCAGCGGUGGAUGGAGUACAACUUCCCAUGCGACCUUGAACCAUGUUGUUCUCUACCAUCUGGGAAAUCAAAAAACACCAAGAUCUUCAUUAAUGUCAAGUUUGAGGCUAGUGAUGAAAGCUUCAUGCUACAGCAGGACCCUCAAGAUUUGCCAGCAGCUCUGAUGAAAAGUGCUCUGAAGAAGAAGGCUACAGUUUUUCGUUCUGUGCGACAGCAGCCUGAGGACUACACGUUACAGGUUAACGGGCGGUGGGAUUUCAUUUACGGGAAUCACCCCCUGUGCCAGUUCAAAUAUAUUUUCUCAUGUUUGAGAAACAACCAGAACCCUCACCUCACCAUGGUCCACUGCUCCACCAUCAGCAAACAUCAGGAUGAGCAGGGCACAAUGUGCAAGCAGACAUACAGAAGUCGCACCACGUCCAGACCUCCGCCGCUGCCCCUGAAGAAGCAGAAUACGUCGUCUCUGUGGUCCAUCAAUGAGCUGUUCUACAUUCAGCUGGUGCAGGGCAGCCGAGUCAACGCAGAUGAAGGAAUGAAGCUUGUGGUCCAGGCCGGUCUGUACCACGGCAGUGAACUUCUCUGUAAGGUGGUGACGAGCUCCGAGGUGACCAUGUGUUCUGAACCGCUCUGGAACCAAAAGCUGGAGUUUGACAUAAAUGUGGCCGACCUGCCUCGUAUGAGCCGCCUGUGCUUCGCUCUGUAUGCUGUGAUCGAGAAAACCAAGAAGCCCCGAGGCACCAAAAAGAAGAAUAAGAAAGCGGACUGUCCGAUAGCCUGGGUGAACACCAUGGUGUUUGACUACAAGGACCAGCUGAAAACUGGCGAGUUCCUGUUGUCCACGUGGCCAUCUGCUCCUGAUGAAAAAAGUGAGUUGUUGAACCCGAUGGGGACGGUCGAGAAGAACCCAAAUGUGGACAGUGCUGCGGGGCUCCUCAUUCACUUCCCCAACAUCCGACCACAUCCUCUAUAUUUCCCUCCACUUGACAAGCUUCAGCUGCAUGAUGCGGCAAUGAAUGGUGAUGUUACUUUUCCUGAUAAGGAAGAGUACAUGAAGUUAAAAGAAAUAAUGGACAACAAAAACUACACUGAGUUUUUUGAGGAUGAGAAGGAGCUUUUGUGGAAACUCCGCUUUGAAGUCAGAGAACUUUACCCAGAAAGUCUGUCCAAGCUGCUCCUCAUUACCAAGUGGAACAAGCAUGAAGAUGUGAUGCAGAUGGUGAGUUUACUGAGGGACUGGCCAGAACUUCCUGCCAUACAUGCCUUGGAGCUUUUAGACUACAGUUUUCCCGACCCAGCUGUACGAUUGUUCACCAUCAGGUGCCUCAAGAAGCUCAGCAAUGAUGAGCUGCUGCAGUACUUAAUCCAGCUGGUCCAGGUCCUGAAGUACGAGUCCUACCUAGACUGUGAGCUCACCACCUUCCUGCUGGAGAGGGCUUUAUCCAACAGGAGGAUUGGACACUUUCUGUUUUGGCACCUCAGGUCAGAGAUUCAUGUGGCAUCAGUGAGUUUGCGCUUUGGCCUGAUUCUGGAGGCUUAUUGCAGGGGAAACAUCCACCAUAUCAAGCUGUUAACCAAACAGAAUGAGGCGCUGGGAAAAAUGAAGGCCUUGAGUGACUUUGUCAAGUCAGGAUCCCAGAAGAUGACAGUAGAAGACCUGAAGCUCUGUAUCAGACAGGAGUCCUACCAGGAGGCCUUGUCAGACCUGCAGUCCCCACUCAACCCCAGCAUCAUCCUCUCAGAGAUCUGCUCAGAUAAGUGCAGGUACAUGAACUCUAAGAUGAAACCUCUCUGGCUGAUGUAUAAGAGUUCGUGGAUUCAAGGCGACAUGGUGGGCAUCAUCUUCAAAAAUGGAGACGAUCUUCGCCAAGACAUGUUGACCCUGCAGAUGAUCCAUCUCAUGGAAAAUUUAUGGAAGAAAGAAGGGCUGGAUCUCAGGAUGAUCCCAUAUGGUUGUUUGUCAACUGGGAACAAGAUGGGCCUCAUCGAAGUCGUGAAGAACUCAGACACCAUCGCCAAUAUCCAACGCAAUAACAGUAACAGUGCUGCCACCGCUGCCUUCAACAAGGACGCCCUGCUCAACUGGCUCAAAUCCAAGAACCCUGAGGAUAAACUUGAUCAAGCGAUCGAGGAGUUCACACUGUCCUGUGCUGGCUACUGUGUAGCUACUUACGUCCUGGGCAUCGGAGAUCGUCACAAUGACAACAUCAUGAUCAGGGAAACUGGACAGCUAUUCCACAUUGACUUUGGGCAUUUCCUGGGAAAUUUCAAGCGGAAGCUCGGGAUCAACAGGGAGCGGGUGCCUUUUAUUUUGACUUAUGACUUUGUCCAUGUGAUCCAGCAAGGAAGGACAAACAACAGUGAGAAGUUUGAGAGGUUCAGGGAGUGCUGCGAACGCGCCUAUAAGAUCUUGUGUCGGAACGGAACGCUGUUUGUCAACCUCUUUGCAAUGAUGAAGGCAGCAGGACUGCCUGAGCUAACGUCCUUCAAAGACAUUCAGUAUCUAAAGGACUCUUUAGCUUUGGGCAAAUCAGAAGACGAAGCACUGAAGAAUUUCAAAGUAAAGUUCAACGAAGCUUUGCGAGAAAGCUGGAAAACCAAGGUCAACUGGAUGAUGCACUCCUUAGCCAAAGACAACAGGCCGUGAAAAACGGGAAAUAAGCAAACAACAACAGCAAAGGAUUUUAACCACUGGAGAUGAACGGGAAGAAAACACAUUUUAACUUUGUCAAUAACAUUCAAAGAAAGUAAAUGUUUACAUGUGACCGGCUCGCCUACGUGGAGGAUCCCAAAGACUGUAAUCAUGGAGCAACGUUUGAACAUACAGAGGGACAUUACGGUCAGGAAUCGAUCACAGCGCCUUCCUCACAAUGACAUACUUGAAAACCACUUUUUCCACCAAGAAAUCUGAUGGAUGAGACUGAAAAUGAAUCUGAGACUCUGCAGAAAGCAAGACGAAAAAAAAAAACUUUAUAUGAUGUUGUUCUAACUGUUGAGUCGUAGAGAACAGUAGCGGAGCAAGCAUCACUUCACCUCAAGUCUUUUAGUUUACAGAUGAUUUGUGUCAUUUUCCAUCAUUGCCAUCUGCCUUUUUCAUUCUUUUAUUCUAUUGUAUUUUAUUUAAAUAGCUGACUUUAAAUACUUGUAUAAAGACACCAAAAUAUAUUUUUAAAUGUCCUGUUUUACUGAUGUGUUUUAUUGCUACCACAUGCAAAAUGUUUCCUAAAAGGGAAUUGUUGUAAUCUUGAAAAUC
Molecule: messenger RNA, 3927 nt
Organism: Thalassophryne amazonica
Lineage: Eukaryota; Metazoa; Chordata; Actinopteri; Batrachoidiformes; Batrachoididae
Gene: pik3cd
Product: phosphatidylinositol-4,5-bisphosphate 3-kinase, catalytic subunit delta
Exons: 23
Coding region: 202-3321 (1039 amino acids)
Biological process (GO): phosphatidylinositol 3-kinase/protein kinase B signal transduction; cell migration; phosphatidylinositol-3-phosphate biosynthetic process
Cellular component (GO): plasma membrane; cytoplasm; phosphatidylinositol 3-kinase complex
Molecular function (GO): 1-phosphatidylinositol-3-kinase activity; 1-phosphatidylinositol-4-phosphate 3-kinase activity
Source: RefSeq, a predicted model, not a curated record